GCUAAUAUAGAGUGGUAUAGGUUAAGACAAAAGCCAUAUAUAAGUGGAGAACCCAAUAUAUCUUUGUCUUUGUUGUUUUUUCCUUCUCGUUCAUAGUUAACUUGCAGAUUUCUUAGUAUUUCUAAUCUUUUUCUUAUAUUAACCUUUUGUCUCCUUCUCUCUCUCUCUCUCUCUGAACUAUACAAAAACCUACUUUUAAUUUCUCUUCCAAGAAGUCAAGAACCCAGAAGAAGACAUGACAAGUGAAGUUCUUCAAACAAUCUCAAGUGGAUCAGGUUUUGCUCAGCCACAGAGCUCAUCAACCCUGGAUCAUGAUGAAUCUCUCAUCAAUCCUCCUCUUGUUAAGAAAAAGAGAAAUCUCCCUGGAAAUCCUGGUAAUUAUUUAUAUUAAAUCUCAGCUAGCUUGAUCAUCACCUAAAAAGAAAACCCUAGUAUCUUUUCUAUUUUUUUGCCCCCUAUAAAUUAAUUUUCUUGGGUUGUUUUGUUCUGGAUCUUGACCUAAAUCAAAAGUAGUAUUUGGCUGCAUGAGUUAUAGAUCACUGGCUCAUGCUUAAUUAAUGUGAAAAUACUAGGCCUUUUAGUAAAUUAAAACUUUUAUUUGAUCUAUAGAGUUCUUCUUUUUUAAAUCGCAUUAUAGUUUCCAUGAGAAAAUAUAUUUACAUACCCUUUAUUAUUAUUACCUCCACCAAGAAAAGCACACACAUUAUUUUUACUAAAGUACAUGAUCCGAUCCAAAAAUAGAUGUUGUUUUCCGAAUUGACCUAAUUAAAGAAACCACAAAUGUUAAUGAUGAUCCACUUAGAUCCGGAAGCUGAAGUGAUAGCUUUAUCCCCCACGACCUUGAUGGCUACGAACCGGUUCCUAUGUGAGGUAUGUGGCAAAGGUUUCCAAAGAGACCAAAACUUACAGCUUCAUCGGCGAGGACAUAAUCUUCCAUGGAAGUUGAAGCAGAGGACAAGCAAAGAAGUGAGAAAACGUGUCUACGUUUGCCCCGAGAAGACAUGUGUCCACCAUCACUCCUCUAGAGCUCUAGGCGAUCUCACUGGAAUCAAAAAGCAUUUUUGCCGGAAACACGGGGAGAAGAAGUGGACGUGCGAGAAAUGUGCUAAGAGAUACGCAGUCCAAUCUGAUUGGAAAGCUCAUUCCAAGACUUGUGGUACUAGAGAGUACCGUUGCGAUUGUGGCACCAUUUUCUCAAGGCGAGACAGCUUUAUCACUCAUAGAGCUUUCUGCGAUGCCUUAGCGGAAGAAACCGCUAAGAUAAACGCAGUGUCUCAUCUCAACGGUUUAGCCGCGGCUGGAGCCCCAGGAUCAGUUAAUCUCAACUAUCAAUAUCUCAUGGGAACAUUCAUCCCACCGCUUCAACCAUUUGUACCACAACCGCAAACAAAUCCAAACCAUCAUCAUCAACAUUUUCAGCCACCAACUUCUUCGUCGCUCUCUCUAUGGAUGGGACAAGAUAUCGCGCCGCCUCAACCGCAACCGGACUACGAUUGGGUUUUUGGAAACGCUAAGGCAGCGUCUGCUUGCAUUGAUAAUAAUAAUACUCACGAUGAGCAGAUUACGCAAAACGCAAACGCAAGUUUGACCACUACCACUACUCUCUCUGCCCCUUCUUUAUUCAGCAGCGACCAACCACAAAACGCAAACGCAAAUUCAAACGUGAAUAUGUCCGCGACAGCUUUACUACAGAAAGCUGCUGAAAUUGGCGCUACUUCUACAACAACCGCAGCGACCAAUGACCCAUCAACGUUUCUUCAAAGUUUCCCGCUUAAAUCCACCGAUCAAACCACCAGUUAUGACAGUGGCGAAAAGUUUUUUGCUUUGUUCGGGUCUAACAACAACAUUGGGUUAAUGAGUCGUAGUCAUGAUCAUCAAGAGAUCGAGAACGCUAGAAAUGACGUUACGGUUGCGUCUGCCUUGGAUGAAUUACAGAAUUACCCUUGGAAACGUAGAAGAGUUGAUGGUGGAGGUGAAGUGGGUGGAGGAGGGCAAACUCGGGAUUUCCUCGGGGUUGGUGUACAAACGUUGUGCCAUCCAUCGUCUAUCAAUGGAUGGAUUUGAAAGAGUUUAAAAAUUUCGGGGUUAAUGCAUAAAUUACGUAAAAGAAGAAGGAAUCUUUUGUCAUUUCCACCAUUUUCUAAGAUAACAUAUGUAUAUGGUAAUGGAAGUUGUUUUCUUUUAUUAAUUCAAUAUUCUAAAACUUAUGAUAUAUGUAUAAUGAAUGUGUUUAUCUUCAAGAUAUAUGUCAAUGACAUUCACAAGACAUUCAUAAUCUUUUGAAUUUUUAUCAUACGGGA
Molecule: messenger RNA, 2300 nt
Organism: Arabidopsis thaliana (thale cress)
Lineage: Eukaryota; Viridiplantae; Streptophyta; Magnoliopsida; Brassicales; Brassicaceae
Gene: NUC
Product: C2H2-like zinc finger protein
Exons: 2
Coding region: 781-2064 (427 amino acids)
Biological process (GO): regulation of DNA-templated transcription
Cellular component (GO): nucleus
Source: RefSeq, marked reviewed